This is a messenger RNA of Bipolaris maydis ATCC 48331, 561 nucleotides long. RefSeq lists its product as uncharacterized. NCBI's taxonomy places the organism in Eukaryota, Fungi, Ascomycota, Dothideomycetes, Pleosporales, Pleosporaceae. The record is from RefSeq and is a predicted model, not a curated record.
AUGCCCGACUUCUGGAUCAACAAUUGCGCGCCCAUGUUGGGAACACAGCGCCUCAACUUCGCGACUUUCUUGGCUAGACUGGCGUCGACUAGGGUUAGCAAGGACCGAAUAUGUCAGAUCGCCCUCGUCCUAUUUCGGUCAACUUUUGAAGACAGGCGAGAACUACGCUACUCGGAGGAGCCGGAUGAUGAACAGAAGAGUCGAAAAAUCGAUCAUUUCGAUAUUGCACACUUGUCGCCAGCGGCCUAUGCGUGGUUCAAGGAGGCCGGUUACAAUCUCAUCCAACUCUCGGAUGUCUGCUGGAAUGAUUGUCCGAGCACGAUAGGUCAAGGUGGUCAGUGGUUCAUCGAGUCGGAGCUUGGGAAGCGAUCACCAACGGGAUUCACGCCGUGGCGAUGGAUGUACUGGCUUAAGCGUCUCCAUGGAAUUCGGCUUGAGGCAAAAGAAAUUAACGAGAAACGCCUAGAGCAGUAUGCUACAGAUGCUACCGAGCUGAUGGUUAUGAUCGCAACUCUAGAAUUCUGAGGGCUUACCGAGACGGCGGGGAUGCUCUGCAUCAGG